Molecule: messenger RNA, 598 nt
Organism: Benincasa hispida (wax gourd)
Lineage: Eukaryota; Viridiplantae; Streptophyta; Magnoliopsida; Cucurbitales; Cucurbitaceae
Product: L-galactose dehydrogenase-like
Biological process (GO): L-ascorbic acid biosynthetic process
Cellular component (GO): cytosol
Molecular function (GO): L-galactose dehydrogenase activity
Source: RefSeq, a predicted model, not a curated record
UUUUCACUUCCUUUCCCGGGAAAAUCUUGCAUUGCUCUUACUUAAUUCUGUUAGCUUCAUCGGAAUCAAUGGCGGCUUCUUAUCCCAAGCUCCAGUUACGGGACCUGGGAAACACCGGCCUCAAAACCAGCAGUGUCGGCUUUGGUGCUUCCCCUCUCGGCAGCGUCUUCAGCCCCGUCUCUGAGGAGGAUGCCGUCGCCGCCGUUCGUGAAGCCUUUCGUCUUGGCAUCAACUUCUUCGACACCUCCCCGUACUAUGGAAGGACCUUAUCAGAAAAGAUGCUUGGUAAGGGACUGAAAGCUCUAGGAGUUCCAAGGAGUGAGUAUAUAGUGUCAACAAAGUGUGGGAGAUAUGGUGAGGGUUUUGAUUUCAGUGCUGAGAGGGUGACAAGGAGCAUUGAUGAGAGUUUGGCUUUCUUAACAAAACAGUGUGCAAGAACUGUAUUUGUGAUCUUCCAUCGGUUAUUUUUGAUUUCAGUGUAAGAUCUUCCAUCGGUGCAUGUAUUUGUGAUCGGUUCUGGUUUUCUUAACAAAAUAGUGUGAAGUUGUAAGACUGGCCUAAGAACUGUGUUGAAAUAUCUCGAAACUGUCUCACUAGA